CGUUACGCGCGGGCGCACUUUGGGGGCCAAGGAAGGAAGAAAUGUGGUCGCGGUUGGUGUGGCUCGGUCUUCGGGCCCCUCUGGGCGUGCGCCAGGGCUUCACCUCCAAGGCCGAUCCUCAGGGCAGUGGCCGGAUCACAGCCGAGGUGAUCGAGCACCUGGAGCGUCUAGCGCUUGUGGACUUCGGCAGCCGCGAGGCAGUGGCGCGACUGGAGAAAGCUAUCGCCUUCGCCGACCGGCUACGCGCCGUGGACACCGACGGGGUGGAGCCCAUGGAGUCGGUCCUGGAGGACAGAUGUCUAUACCUGAGAUCCGACAAUGUGGUAGAAGGCAACUGCGCUGAUGAAUUACUACAAAAUUCCCAUCGCGUUGUGGAGGAGUAUUUUGUGGCCCCCCCAGGUAAUAUCUCUUUGCCAAAGCUGGAUGAAAAAGAGCCAUUCCUACACAGCUGAGUAGCUCAUUCUGGAAAGGGGGUACUCUGUGAACAUGUGGAAGCAUAAUGACAGUAUUUUCUUCCUGUGAACACUAAUGUUCCUGCUUUUUUCAGUCACCUGAAAAAAUGGAUGCUUAAACAUUUCUUAAUAACAGAUUCUUCUGAAGACAGAAUUGAGAAAGAUCUGGCCCCAACAAGGCAAUGAAUUCCUGAUGCUGAGGUGAAAGAAAAGCAAAAGUCAGCUUCCAAGGAAUUCACUUAACAGGCCUGUUCAGUAUGGAAGACUUUAUUUAUCUGCCUUUAACUCCCCCCAAAGGACCAUACCAACUGCAUGAAAGUGAACUUUUCUAUCUACGUAACUGGUAGACAGAGCAUCUUGAUCACUAUGUGACAACCUUGGCUGUCAUUUUUAGUUACCAUUUGCAUUGAUUUGAGCAGCCCUAUCUUUACCGAGCAUACCUGAAUUUGUUCCUGGGCUCCCACUUUCUUCCUAGAAAAGGGCUAACUUCCUACUAAGGUCUGAAGAGUGCUGAAAGUAGACUAGAGCUUGGGAAGUCCUAACCUAGAACUAUCUGCCAUCCCACAAAGUGAUUGAUUAUAUGCCAAAGGGAUAUUAGUCAUACCUAGUGUUUCUCUUUCUGAAAAGAUAACUUAUCCUAAAAUUAGCCCUGGGCCUGGGCCAAAGGAGCCCUCUCCACCCCCAAAAUGAUUAUUAAAUUGAGAUGAGUCCAAGAUAAAGCUCAGAUACCAAGGAUAAAUGAAACUUAUUUAGGGAUAAAAGUGGGCCGGGUGCGGUGGCUCACUCCUGUAAUCCCAGCACUUUGAGAGGCUGAGACGGGCAGAUCACGAGGUCAGGAGAUCGAGACCAUCCUGGCUAAUGCGGUGAAAUCCCAUCUCUACUAAAAAUACAAAAAAUUAGCCAGGCAUAGUGGCGGGCGCCUGUGGUCCCAGCUACUCAGGAGGCUGAGGCAGGAGAAUGGCGUGAACCCGGGAGGCGGGGCUUGCAGUAAACCGAGAUCGCACCACUGCACUCCAGCCUGGGCGACACAGCAAGUCUCAAAAAAAAAAAAAAAAAAAAAAAAAAAGAUAGAAUCAGAGAGAGUUUUUCCUCUAACCAAACUGCCAAAGUUGGUUUUGGCUAAGAAUUUCCCAAUAAUAUUUACGCUGCUGCUCAUUUUUUGAGUUUUCUGAGACAGGGGUCUCGCUCUGUCACCCAGGCUGGAGUGCAGUGGUGUGAUCACAGAUCACUGCAGCCUCCAACUCCUGGGCUCAAGUGAUCCUCCCACCUCAGCCUCCUAAGUAACUGGGACUAUAUAUGUGCAUCACCACGUCCAGUUAAUUUUUUUUUUUUAAGUAGAGAUGGGGUCUUGCUAUGUUGCCUAUCUGGUCGUGAACUCCUGGCCUCAAGGGAUCCUCUGGCAUGCCUUGGCCUCCCAAAGGGCUGGGAUCACAGGCAAAAGCCACCGUGUGUUUAUUUUUUCCCAUUCCCUUCCUCUACCUGCAAUGCUUUUUUCUUUAAGGCAGCCUAAUUUACAAGCUUGGCCUUGAAUUAAAAGAGAACCCAGAACCUGCUCUUGGAGUUUACGUUCUCAAACCAACAUCAGAGCGACUGUCUAUCCCCAUAUAAAUAAAGUUAUCUACUCCUGCUCCUUA
This is a messenger RNA of Pongo pygmaeus (Bornean orangutan), 2086 nucleotides long. RefSeq names its product glutamyl-tRNA amidotransferase subunit C (gene GATC). Gene Ontology annotation, biological process: regulation of translational fidelity; glutaminyl-tRNAGln biosynthesis via transamidation; mitochondrial translation. The coding region runs from base 42 to 452 and encodes 136 amino acids. Gene Ontology annotation, cellular component: mitochondrion; glutamyl-tRNA(Gln) amidotransferase complex. The transcript has 4 exons. The record is from RefSeq and is a predicted model, not a curated record. NCBI's taxonomy places the organism in Eukaryota, Metazoa, Chordata, Mammalia, Primates, Hominidae.